AUGGAUGCAAAAGAAUCGGUUCGCAUCAAGGUAGAAACCACCGCGGAUAGCUCUGUCCUGUGCGAUGAAACCAACAGUUGCAUCGAUGAGAUGGUGCAGGAGAUGCAAAAUAUGGAUCGCGCGAAGCAAGCAGAACGAACGGCAACCGUUACAAACCAGAGCAUGCAAUCGGAGGAUCACGAUGAAAGUGCGUUCUACAACAUACACAGCGUGCUGCCCAAGACGUUGAAAAUGCGCACCGGUGAAUCAGAUAUUGUGCUCGAACCCAAACUUGCGAGCCGUCUGUACAAUGGGUCGAACCUGCAAUACGAUCGUACGAUGCUGAACCGGGCGGACGUAUGGCAUCAGGUGAUUGUGCACCACGAAAACGGCUGUUCCAAGGCAAAGAUUCUCGAAACACUGUUCAACAAGUUUACGUACUCCGAUUUCUUUCCGGUAGCGUAUCGGCGUCAUGUAAAUGUUGACUUUUUCUUGCUGCGAAUGUGCAACCAGGUGAUGAUGAAGAUGUUCGAGGAAGGGUUAACGCUAAAGUUCGGACAAGAAGAGCUUGCGCUUAGCAUACGGCUCGGAGCGGCCCGGUUCCAAACUGGGCAGAUAUUUCCACGGCAAACCAUAACGAAGGCGGUACAGGAACGGUGUGACAAUGCGGCCCAGUAUGGGAGCAGCAAUUUGCUCAACUUGGACAGCUUUGCCGAGCAUGUUAGUUUGCAGGAGCUUUGUGUUAAUCUCUGCAAUCGGGCACAGUUUGAGGUCGUUUGUUCGGCCAUAGUGCAGGUGUUGAAUGAUAACAGUUGCAUCAAUACGUUACGCCUGUCGAACAACGGUAUCAGCCACAUUUCGGUGCUGAGCAGUGCGAAGCAUUUGAGGAUCGUAAGCUUAGAUUUGCGUGGCAAUCGAAUAAAGCAUCCAAGCUCGUUGCGAGGAUUGCGAGAGAUGCCAUUGCUGGAGCUGUACGUGUUGGGAAACAAUUUAAUCGAAGUGCCCGGUUACGAGAAGGUUCUUCACAGUAUUUUUCCAGAACUGCUGAAGCUGGACACCAGCCUGACGAACCCGGUUGUGACAAAAAUAGUACGUGAUAUCGACGAAGAAGAGGAGGAAGUUGAAAUAACUUCCCUCGGAACGCUGAUAACCGAAGCGGACAUGAAUGUGACCGCGUUCCAGAAGUACAACUUGACUCCUCACUGGCACAAGAUCACGGUACUACAUAACGGGGUAUGCAACAAGCAAGACAUACUGGACGCACUGUUCAAUCUGGUGGGCAAGCAUACGUUCUUCCCCUGCUACUACAAAACCUACUCGAAGGAGGAUGAAUUUCUGGUCCAGAAUUGUUUCGACGCGCUGCUCGUUUUGGUGCGACAAAAGCUAAAAUUGCCAAUGCCGGCGAAAAACGCCAUGCUAAAGCUAACGCUGACAAUGAACGUUGCCGAAGCGGGUGAGAAGGAUGUGCAGCCGUUGAAAAAGUUGGAAUGGUUCGUCGGCAAACGGUUCCACCAGACCUGUCUCGAUCUGUGCUCGAUGCAAACGGAUCUGAACAAAUGCAAGUUUGUAGACUUUUGUGCGAAAAGUCCGGCUACUAUGCGGUACAUAAUGGAAUAUGCUGCCCGGAGGCAUGGGAAUGUGUGUUUGGUGUUGAGGCUGCGUAACAAUGAGCUGCGGAACUGUGAGGCGCUGGAAAGUUUGUCCAAGUUCUACAGUCUGGUAUCGUUGGAUCUGCGACACAAUAUGAUUUCUAAAUUCACCGAUUUGAAGGGCAUUCCAUGGAAUAACAUUAAAGCGUUGUUUUUGGACAAUAACCCUGUAUGCUCAACGGUACACUCGAGCGUCGAGUACGUACGAAAUGUAAAGCAGUUUUUUGGCGGUCUCAAACAGCUCGAUGGAAAACCGUUGCUGGGAAACUUUGCUCUCUGCCAGAACUACAUCUGCGUGCCGGAAGCGUACAAGUUUGCCGAAUCGUUCGUGAUGCAUUACUUUACGCUGUUCGAUUCUUUCCAGCGUGCUGACCUGCAGGAACUGUACCAUCCAAAGGCACAGUUUUCCAUGACGUGCGAUUUUGAGAUCGACACGGCACACACCUCGGAAGAGCAGAUGAACUCGCAACAGCUGCGGCAAGCGAACUACAUCCAGCACAGCCGCAAUCUGCUCAAGUUCAAGGGUAAUUUGAAACAAGCGAUUUCCAUGCUGAUCGUUGGCAACGAGCGCAUCGGGUACGUGCUAACGAACUUCCCAAAGACGGAGUUUGAUUUCCAUUCGUUCUGUAUCGAUGUGCCCGUGUUCACGCCGGAACGGGUGCUGAUCACCGUGAAUGGUCGGAUGCAGGAGGAUGAAUUGUCAACGCCCGGACAGAAUCACUUUCUGGGCUUUACUCGCACUUGGCUCUUACAACCGUCCGGUAUGGGGACGAACUUGUUUCACGAAGCGCUGGAAUACAAGAUUCACAACGAUAUGCUGCAUAUGUACGACAUGGUGGAUGGAAAAAAUGAAUCUUUCGGUAAUUCGGCUGAAGCAUCGAACGAGCAGGAAAGCGCAAUGGAUGCUACGUCAUGUGAUAGCGAUGAUCGUGAAAAUGCGUUGAUCGUGUUUAUGCAGCUGACAAAAUUAAAUACGGAGUGGUCCAAACGAUGUCUGGAAGAAUCUUCCUGGAAUCUGAAGGUGGCGCUGAACGUUUUUCUGAAGCUGUACGAAUCAAAACGGAUUCCGAAAAUUGCCUUUAAGGAUGACAUUUUAUAG
Anopheles maculipalpis is the source of this 2727-nucleotide messenger RNA. RefSeq names its product nuclear RNA export factor 2 (gene nxf2). NCBI's taxonomy places the organism in Eukaryota, Metazoa, Arthropoda, Insecta, Diptera, Culicidae. The record is from RefSeq and is a predicted model, not a curated record. Gene Ontology annotation, biological process: poly(A)+ mRNA export from nucleus. Bases 1 to 2727 code for a protein of 908 amino acids. Gene Ontology annotation, cellular component: nucleus. Gene Ontology annotation, molecular function: protein binding; RNA binding. The transcript has 4 exons.